CACUUAACGUUGUCGCUCUAAUUUGACCUCAAAAUAUUUUCAUUUCAAUUUAAAAUUCAUAGAUUAUUCGGUUUCGAGAGAAGACCAUCGUUCCAAUAAAAUGAAGAAAUAUCACUUUCUGGUUACUUUUUGUUUACUAUUCCCGUUACUGGAUUUCGCUCAGUUGAGAACUUUUCAAAACAAAGUUUUAUCGAGGCGAAAAAGAUAUUUGACUUUUCCUGAGGGAGCUAGCGUUUCGUCAUUGUUCCGAGGUCAAAUGUCAGAUUUAUCGUUUUCGCGCCCUGAAAGUAAAAUUUUGCGGCAACUCCCAGCUCGUUACAAACAAGGCAGCAUUUUGUAUGACAGCACAAUUAUGGGUAAAUCCACCUGGGAUUUUUACAGAAAGCUUAGCCUGGGGGUUGGCUUAUGAUUUACCUAAUGAUACCAAAUCCAUUGCAGACUUCUUAGGACCCAAAUUUUUGGCGAAAAGACGAAAUAGGAGAGACUUGUAUGGCAAAGUAGAAAAAAUAAUGGAGUCGUUGGGUUACAAUGGACGAGUGUGUGUACUACGAUCUCUUUGUGAAGCCUCUAAUAGAUUUUUACCAAAAGAGGAUAAUCUUUUAAAUUACAUUUUGAAAAUGAUUUUCGAUUUCCCGCAAGAGAAGAUUCUGCGUUCUGAACCGGAAGAACACCGGAUUUAUCACUUUGCCGCACAAAUGGGGAAGGAAAAUCCAAACCAACACUGUUCACAAAUAUUUAAUUGCCCUUUUUCCCUAAUUGAUGCAGCGUUGGGACGAUACUCAAAUAAUGUAAUUUGA
Psylliodes chrysocephalus is the source of this 797-nucleotide messenger RNA. The record is from the annotation of a GenBank genome assembly. Lineage: Eukaryota; Metazoa; Arthropoda; Insecta; Coleoptera; Chrysomelidae.